Cynara cardunculus var. scolymus (artichoke) is the source of this 1112-nucleotide messenger RNA. Its product is annotated as nicotinamide adenine dinucleotide transporter 2, mitochondrial. Gene Ontology annotation, biological process: NAD transmembrane transport. NCBI's taxonomy places the organism in Eukaryota, Viridiplantae, Streptophyta, Magnoliopsida, Asterales, Asteraceae. Gene Ontology annotation, molecular function: NAD transmembrane transporter activity. The coding region runs from base 1 to 1041 and encodes 346 amino acids. The record is from RefSeq and is a predicted model, not a curated record. The transcript is spliced from 9 exons.
AUGACGACAGGGGAGCAUCGGAACGGUAGAGAUAUUUUCUACGACGCCGUUUCUGGUGCCUCUGCAGGUGCUAUAGCUGCCACUUUCGUGUGCCCUUUAGAUGUGAUCAAGACAAGGUUGCAAGUUCACGGCCUACCCGAUGUACCUUCCGGGCAAAAAGGUGGUGUUAUUGUUAUAAGCCUACAAAACAUUAUAAAAAAAGAGGGAUUAAGAGGACUAUACCGGGGCCUUUCACCAACAUUAGCCGCUCUACUUCCGAACUGGGCUGUUUACUUUGCUGUUUAUGGGCAUCUCAAAGAGCUUCUGCAUUCACAUGCCGAUAGUAGCGGCCAACUUAGCUUCGGUACAAACAUCAUAGCUGCUUCAGGUGCUGGUGCGGCAACAGCAAUUGCCACAAAUCCGUUGUGGGUUGUUAAGACUAGAUUGCAAACACAAGGGAUGAGAGAAUGUGUCAUUCCUUAUACGAGCAUAUCAUCGGCCUUAAGGCGUAUCUUGCAAGAGGAAGGCUUCCGAGGGUGGUACAGUGGACUUUUACCUUCUCUUGCUGGGGUUAGUCAUGUUGCCAUCCAAUUUCCAGCCUAUGAGAAGAUCAAGUCUUACUUGGCACAAAGGGAUCUUACGACCACGAAUGAGCUAAGCCCCGGGAAAGUAGCAGUUGCCUCCUCGAUGUCCAAAAUACUCGCUUCCCUAAUGACUUACCCGCAUGAGGUGAUUCGGUCAAGGCUUCAAGAUCAAGGACAAGUCAGAAACCCUGAAAUCCAUUAUAAGGGCGUUGCCGAUUGUGUGAAGAAAGUUUUCCAAAAAGACGGCCUUCCGGGAUUCUAUCGUGGCUGUGCCACCAAUCUUUUGAGGACGACUCCAUCAGCCGUCAUUACGUUUACCAGCUACGAGAUGAUCAAGAGAUUCUUGCAACACAUCCUUCCACCUCACGAGAACCCAUCUAAACCUGACCAGCGACAUGAUGAUGGUCGGAUGAAGCCUCGGGAUGGAACCAAAGGGUCUCAAGAUUCACGGGAGUCCAAAAAUCGAGUCGAAUUGUAAUCCAAGAACUGUUGUACAUUAAGGGAUCAGCUGAGUGAACCAUGAUUCUAAGGUAUCAAAGUGGAAGUUUU